AUGAACACCUGUGACUCCUCAAUGGGCGGAGCCUCAGGAGAGGAAGCAGCAUCGUUACAGGUGUUUCCGGAGCCCAAGGAGCAUUUUCCAAAACUCUCCAAGCGCCUCCCCUCCAUCGUGGUGGAGCCCACCGACGCAGAUGACGUGGAGAGCGGAGAGCUCCGCUGGCCUCCUGAUGACGUCAGCAGUGAUGUCACAGAGGGACGCCCGCAGGUGACAGGUCAACCUGUGGAGGGGGUGGAGACACGAGAGCUGGUGAUGGGCGGAGUCUAACAUCUCCAGACUGACAUGGCUCCAUCCAGCCAA
Molecule: messenger RNA, 306 nt
Organism: Nematolebias whitei (Rio pearlfish)
Lineage: Eukaryota; Metazoa; Chordata; Actinopteri; Cyprinodontiformes; Rivulidae
Exons: 3
Coding region: 1-273 (90 amino acids)
Source: RefSeq, a predicted model, not a curated record